CUCGCACGCGUCGACCCGCUUCUCAAACGCCAAAACAAACGCCACGUUCCCGUGGCUGCUCGUUUGCUUCCGUUCCGCCCGCCGCCGCCGCUUCGUCGAUGCCCGACUUGGUUGGGCAUCGUGGCUCGUGUUCUCGUGCCUGGAAAGUCGACGUCGAGUUGUUCAUCGCACGCUGCAACUUUGGACCACCGCGUCCACGCAGUCCACGCCGCCACUCGGCGCAAACAGAGCGGCCGCGCCUCGCUGGCUGCGGGAGGGCUGCCCCGGCGGCAGUCACCUUGGGGGAAGCUCCGUCGACGUCCUCGUGACGCGGCCUCUGACGACACCGGGGACUCCCCCUCCACUCGACGAGAGUCUGGGGAGUCCUCGGCGAGCGCCCGUCGACUGCGCCGUGCUUCGCGUCCCCCGUGGCAGCGGUCAGCGUUCAGCGAUCGACGCCUCCACGCGCGUCCCCCCGGGUCCUCGACGUCCGGUGUGUCCCCCGCACCGGCGACCGACCGCCAGCGACGCAUGCUCACGCCCCGAGUCAACGGCCACGAACGGCGCCUACGUUUCGGGCGACGCCGGACCGCGGGAGUGAUCGUGUUCGCGGGUGCGCGCUCGUCGCCGUGGCCACGUGUGUGUCUGUGCCGCACUGGGCUCCGCCCGACAUGCUGACAGCGUGCGUGGCCGACUGCAGACCAAGGUGUUCCGGCGGCUGGGCGGAGGGGCGACCUGGAGCCUAGCGGGGCGCCCGUGACGGCCCUGUGGCGACCCCUGUGGCAGCCCGGCUGGCACCCCCGUGGAGCCCUCGUGGGCAUGACCGCCGCCGCUGGCAACCAAGAUGGCGGCGAACUGGACGAGGCGCGCAUCGAGGCCUGGCUCGACGAGCACCCUGCCUUCGUUGGAGACUACUUCAUGCGCAAGGCUUCCAGAAAGGUGGUGGACUCGUGGUUGCUGGCGCACGCGGUGCCCCAAAGUGUGGUGCAAGACCAGGGCCACAACACGGCGGUGGUGCGCUGCAACUCCGGCGGCUCAGCCUCCCUCAACGGUUCGGGCGUCUCCCCGCCCAUGCGCAAGAUAUCGGCAUGCGAGUUCGACCGGGGCAAUCCCCUGCGCCCCAUCGUGCAGACGAGCUUCGACGGCACGCCCACUUUCCUCGCUUUGCCGGCCGGCGGCGAGGCCCAGAGAAAAAGUGACUGCCGUCGGAUGUUUCUGCAGAACGCCUCCGCGCCGCGGCAGCAGCGACGGAGUCGCCAGGAAUUACGAGCACUCAACGAGAGAGAGCUGAUCUUUGAACUGGUCAAGGACAUCUGCAAUGAACUGGACAUCCGAAUGCUGUGCCACAAGAUUCUUCAGAAUGUCACGGUGAUAACGAAUGCGGACCGGUGCUCGCUCUUCCUGGUGCACGGGGACAGGGACUCGACCGAGCGGUGCCUGGUGAGCCAGCUCUUCGACGUCUCCUGCCAGUCCACGCUGGAGCAGGUGCGCUACGAGGAGGUGCGGGUGCCCUGGGGCUCGGGCAUUGUGGGCUACGUCGCCCAGAGCAAGGAGGCCGUCAACAUCCCGGACUGCUACAACGACUCCCGGUUCAACAAGAGCAUAGAUCUGAGGACGGGCUACAGGACGCGGUGCAUGCUGUGCAUGCCCGUGUUCGACCGCGACGGGGAGGUGAUCGGCGUGGCCCAGGUGAUCAACAAGAAGGACCACAACGGCCACGACGUCUUCAACCGCAACGACGAAAAGGUCUUCUCGGAGUACCUUCAGUUCUGCGGCUUAGUGCUGAGGAAUGCGCAGUUGUACGAGCGUUCAGAACUGGAAAACACAAGAAAUCAGGUACUGCUGGACCUGGCCCGCAUGGUGUUUGAGGAGCAGAGCACCAUAGAGCAGGUGGUGUACCGCAUCAUGGUGCACAUGCAGGCGCUGCUCGAGUGCGAGCGCUGCCAAGUUCUCCUCGUCGACCACAAGACCAAGACAACUUUUCACCGUGUGUUCGAUCUCGAAGCCAAGGAUGUUCUCAAGGACGACAUGUCCUGCUGCACUAGCCCCUAUGAAGGAAGGUUUCCCAUCAACACAGGCAUCACAGGGUGUGUUGUGGCCACGGGUCAGAUUGCAAAUAUUCCCGAUGCAUACAAAGAUGAGCGGUUUGAUUCAAAGGUUGACGAAGGAGGCGUGUUCAAACACAAGUCGAUUCUGUGCAUUCCAAUCUACAACGCCGGUCGCUUGGUCUUGGGAGUCGCCCAGCUCAUCAACAAGCUCAACGGCGAACCUUUCAACAAGAAUGACGAGCAGCUUCUCGAAGCAUUUGCCAUCUUCUGCGGGCUGGGCAUCCAGAACACCCAAAUGUACGAGAAGGUGGUCAAGGCCAUGGCCAAGCAAAGGGUCACCCUGGAGGUGCUCUCCUACCACGCCACGGCACCCCUCGACGAAGCCAGGAAACUCAGCGAGUGCAUGCUUCCAUCGACGCAGUCGCUGAAGCUGCAGGACUUCAAGUUCAACGACUUCAGCCUAGACGAUGACGGAAUGCUGACGGCCUGUCUGCGGAUUUUUCUAGAGCUGGAUUUCCUGAACAGGUUUCACAUCGAGUACACCGUGCUCUGCCGCUGGCUGCUGAGCGUCAAGAAAAACUACCGCGGCGUGUCGUACCACAACUGGCGGCACGCCUUCAACGUGGGACAAAUGAUGUUUGCCAUUCUGACGAACACCAAGCUGCAUGAGGUCCUCGGGGACCUGGAGACCUUUGGCCUGAUCGUGGCCUGCUUCUGCCACGACCUGGACCACCGGGGCACCAACAACUCCUUCCAAAUCAAGUCAUCAUCUCCAUUGGCUCAGCUGUAUUCAACAUCCACUAUGGAACAUCACCACUUUGACCAGUGCAUCAUGAUACUCAACAGUCAGGGCAACCAGAUCCUCAGUCACGUUUCUCCAGCUGAGUACACCACCAUCAUCCGCGUGGUUGAGGAGUCCAUCUUGGCCACAGACCUGGCGGUCUACUUCAGGAAGAGGGGUCUGUUUUUCAAGCUCGUCGAGAACAAGGAGUACCAGUGGAACAACGGUGACCAUCGUGAGUUGCUCAGGAACAUGCUCAUGACGGCAUGCGACAUUGGAGCCAUCACAAAGCCCUGGGAGGUUCAAAGAGUGGUGGCUGAUCUUGUGACAAUGGAGUUCUUCCAGCAAGGGGACAUGGAAAGACAGGAGCUGAAGAUCCAGCCCAUUGACAUGAUGAACCGCGACAAACAAGACCAGCUCCCAGCGAUGCAGCUGGGCUUCAUCGAUUCUAUCUGCCUUCCUCUCUACAGGGCCUUCUCUCGGAUCCACGAGCGUCUCGGUGCCCUGCUGGAGGGGGUGGAGCACAACCGGCACGAGUGGCAGCGCCUGGCGGAGGCACGGCUGGCCGCCGUCAACGGCGACCAGAACGGCCCCGGGGACGGGGAGGCCGACAAGCGCAGGGCAGGCCCCGUUGCCGUGCUGUGACCAUCGAGCCCAGCCCCCGGUCAAUGCAGUCUGACACACUGACCCGCGAGCAGUUCAAGCAGAAAAGUGAAUUUGGAGACCGCCUGUUGCUGCCACAACUAGCAGAAGGAUUUCUGCCAUCCUCCUGGCAGUCUCUCACGGGAUAGUUUCUUGACGCGCCGGUCCCGCACCUCAGCGUGGCAACAGUCUUCCGCAACUCCUUCCUUUACGGAAGCGUCCGGUCGACGGGCAGAGGAGCGUGACGCACUGCAAGAGGGAAAGCAUCCGAGGAGCCUUCCAUCACUUGCAUCCCCCGUCGCGCUCGGCACUCGUUGGAUCGGCCCUCGACGAGAACGACUCGGAUUUACGAAAGCUUUUACGUGCCGCACGACGCGCUAUAAAUUUAUGCGCGAGGUUGUAUAUAGUCGCGCAUGACCUUACAUCUGAGAUUUGUACAUGUCUAUUGUGCACGGUGCAAAUUUUGUUUCGUCUCGCGUAGUUGUCCCGAUGCCGUGGGGCGAGAAAGCGGAGCUCAGUUUGGUUUCCACGCCGGGUGCAAAUUUAGGGCGGUUUGCUUUACGAACUGGCUUCGAAGCGAUCUCGCGCCCUUGACUGAACUCGGCGUGGCCAGCGUGCAUUUUGCCGUUUGUGCACGGACGUGCCGGGAAGCACUGGUCUGGUGCAGUGCACUGUGUGUGGGCUGGGACACUAUGGGUGUCUCUUGUCGAGUGCGUAGUGUUGUCGUGUACAGUUGCAAGGUUGCACUUGAGAUCGGGAGCUCUUCCCUUCCUUUGUGUCGAUCAUUCGCGUGCUGUGAAUUCCACGCCAUGUUGAGCGGUAAUGUCCGACGGGCGUGUUGCAGUACACCGUAAGCAUCUCCUAGGAGAAGUCUAGUGCGGCUGUACAGUUCCUGUUGGCAAACUGCGAGUGUGAAUAGUUUCAAAAACCAAUACCAAAAAAGUUGUCGUUGGACCCGCCGAGAGAAGAGUAUUACGAUUUGAAAGCUGUCCGAGGUGUUGGUUUCGUGUGACUCGGAAUUUUUAUUCUGUCAUGGGAGGAAAGAAGAACCGACGAGAAAAGACACCCCACACUUUACGUGGAAGCCAUUUAGUAAGUUGCAAACGUUGGCGGUCUUGAUCGAUGUCAGGAUUCAGUAAAGCCCAUGCGCAUUGCCCCUGCAUUGUCUGUAGUUCCCCAUAUUCCUAAUUUAUUUUUAUUUUCUGCGGAUUUAGUCGGAGGCCAGAGGAUUUCUUCUGAAAUCCUGGCUCAAUGCCUCGUGUUUGUGCACGUGUGUCCAUACCCAUCUGUACAUAAGGCAUACGUGCCAGUUCACCGGCACGCUACCUCAUUUCACUCCAUUUUGUUCACACCAAUUCGAUUAUGCUCGUAGAUUAGCCGUUGCAUUCAACCCGGAAUGCCAGUGCAAUGUUUUCGACAGUCGACUGUACUUCCACACCAAAAUGAGUUGCGGCUGAAGCCAACUUCAGCUUUCUCCAACACCUUCUGUCAUUUUGUGGCUCUAAGAGAAAAUAUGGGAUUGUGAAUGCGUCGCGCAAUCAUCCUUAGUUGGUACUCAAAUUAUGGUAGACACUUGUACUGUUUGUUUGCACUUGGCGAGCGAGCAAAACUGGUACGACUUAACUAAAGCAUAAUUACCUCCUACAUUUAUUGAGGCUAGUAUAUCUGAAAAAGAGCAUUGUCGUUUAUCAAUUUUCACAUUUUUUUCCUGCUCUGGUAGAACAUGCAGGGAACUAGGUUACCUUUGUACAUCUGAUGAUGCCUAGAUUAAACAACUGAAACGUUUGUUAAUCUGUUGCCACUAUUUAUUUUAACUCAUUAGUUUCACGGAGCAAUUUUGUUUUGUUUUGCAACUGUAUGGAUUAUUUUCACUUUGUUUUUCAAAUGUAAUAAGAAUGCUGAUAGAGUCCAGCUUUAGUGUGGUGCGUGUCAUGUAAUUUUAACGCCGUCAUGCAAUAAUUGAAGUUGAAAAGUUAGGUAGUUGCCCUAAGUUAACAGAUGCACUUUUUGAACAGAUUUUAAAUAUUUAUAUGGAAUCGAGAUGCAAUUGAUGUUGUAAUUUUCUCAAAUUAAUUGAAUUGUAUUUUUGACUUUUAUAAAGAAUGCCAUCUUAAACCUCCUGGUGUGUACACUUCUGCAACUUUUUUGUUGCUACAGUUGGAGUACAUUUUGUAAUGUUGGUUAUAUCCUGAGAGCUAACUCAUCUAAAAUAAAAAAAAGGGCAAGAAAAGCUUGCUUUGAAGAAAGGAAUUAGUGGCCACAUCCUUGGUUCUUUUACAUCACUUUAGAUUUGUGAUCAUUUAAAAGUUGUGGCAAUAGCUUCUGCACGCAUCAUUCAAAUUGUUAAGCUAACGGCCACUGCCACUCUAUGUGGAAAAAAAAAAAUCUUCAAUUUGCAGUUCCUGAGCCCUCCCAAUUGGUAGUUUAUUCUACUGUUUUCCCUAAAGAAGUAAUUGAGCCCAAAAUGGGUUGGGUUGCUUCUCAAAAUAGUGCACUACUAUAUAUUUCUGUGUGCUGUAGAUGUGUAAAUUGUGUGUGUGUCAUCUGCAUUUGCAAGCAUCAAACAUUCUGCACUCUCCUUUGAUCUUUCGACCAAUACUUCAUAUAUAUAGUAUAUAUAGUCUCGUAUGUAUGUACAGCUCUGAAGAUACAUUGAAAACACUGUUGUAUGGAUCUAUUGGGUAUUUAUUAAAAAUCUAUAUUGUCAUUUGC
Ixodes scapularis (black-legged tick) is the source of this 6162-nucleotide messenger RNA. RefSeq names its product dual 3',5'-cyclic-AMP and -GMP phosphodiesterase 11 (gene Pde11). Gene Ontology annotation, biological process: signal transduction. The record is from RefSeq and is a predicted model, not a curated record. The transcript is spliced from 24 exons. Gene Ontology annotation, molecular function: 3',5'-cyclic-GMP phosphodiesterase activity; 3',5'-cyclic-AMP phosphodiesterase activity; protein binding. Lineage: Eukaryota; Metazoa; Arthropoda; Arachnida; Ixodida; Ixodidae. Bases 799 to 3453 code for a protein of 884 amino acids.